UGCCUUAUAUGGCAAGGCAAUGACGUAAUGCUCCAUAGGCUUGGGGCAUGCAAAGAGCCUAUCUCUCAUUGUUUAGUGGGACUGGUGGAAUGCUCACAUCUCUGAUGCUACAGCUGAAUGCCUCACACCAUGGAGCAAUAGCUGACCCAGGAUUUCUAUAGUCCGGGAGCGCAAGAUUGAAAAAGCUUCUUGAACAAGAAACAGCCUAUCAGGCUAAAAAGGAGAAAGAAAACAACAAGAAAAUAGCUAAACUGAAAGAAGACUUAACUAAACUCAAAUCCUUUGCUUUAAUGGUGGUGGAUGAACAGCAAAGACUCACUGAGCAGUUGAAUCAACAAAGUCAAAAAAUUCGAGAAUUAACUACUUCUGCAGAACAAGCACACGAGAAGCUCGCUUUUGCUGAAGCAAAAGUACAAGAGGAGGAACAGAGAGCCAGCAGGCUGGAAGCUGAACUUCAAGCCCAAAGCAGUAAGAAUUCCCAAGACCAAGAAGCAAUGAUGGCCAAACUAACCAAUGAAGACAGUCAGAAUCGUCAGCUCCGGUUAAAAUUAACUGCCCUCAGCCGACAAAUUGAUGAGCUGGAAGAGACAAAUAAAUCUUUACGAAAAGCGGAAGAAGAACUGCAGGACCUAAGGGAUAAGAUAAAUAAAGGAGAAUGUGGGAACUCCACGCUUAUGAGCGAAGUGGAAGAACUACGGAAACGAUUGCUGGAGAUGGAAGGAAAAGAUGAAGAGCUCAUAAAAAUGGAAGAUCAGUGCCGAGAACUUAAUAGAAAGUUAGAAAAAGAAGCAUCACAGAGCAAGAACCUUAAAGGGGAAGUUGACAAACUCAACAAAAGAAUUAUGGAGCUGGAGAAAUUAGAAGAUGCUUUCAACAAGAGCAAACAGGAAUGCUACUCCUUGAAAUGCAACCUAGAAAGAGAAAAAAUGUUAACAAAACAGUUGUCCCAUGAGCUGGAUGGCUUAAAAGCUCGAAUUGGUGAGCUUGAAGCAAUUGAAAGUAAGUUAGAAAAGACUGAGUUUACGCUUAAAGAAGAUUUAACAAAGCUGAAGAGUUUAACAGUGAUGCUUGUAGAUGAAAGAAAAACUAUGGGUGAAAAAAUAAAGCAAACAGAAGAAAAGCUGCAGGCUGCAACUUCUCAACUUCAGGUGGAACAAAAGAAAGUGAUGUCUGUUACAGAAAAACUAAUUGAGGAAAGUAAAAAGGCACUGAAAACAAAGUCUGAUGCAGAGGAAAAAGUGUCCAGUGUUACAAAAGAGAGAGAUGAACUCAAAACCAAACUCAAAGCAGAAGAGGAGAAAGGAAGUGAUCUUGUUUCCAAAGUGAAUAUUCUAAGAAAGAGACUUCAGUCACUGGAAGCUGUUGAAAAAGAGCUUCUUAAAAAUAAACUUAAGGAGAGUACUAAAUCCAGCACCUCCUUGCAGCAGGAGAACAACAAAAUUAAAGAGCUUUCUCAAGAAGUUGAGAGGCUUAAGCAGAAGCUGAAAGAAAUGAAGGCCAUAGAAGAUGAUCUUAUGAAAACUGAAGAUGAAUUUGAGUCUCUAGAACGAAGAUAUGUCAGUGAACGGGACAGAGCCAAGCUCCUAUCAGAGGAGCUGGAGGCUCUGAAAAUGGAAGUGGCUAGGUAUAAAUUAACAGAAAAGGCAGAGUCUAAUCAAGAGCAGCGUCUUUUUAAGAAGCUCAAAGAAGAAGAAGCUAAAUCAAGUCAUCUUUCCAGAGAAGUAGAUGCACUGAAAGAGAAAAUUCAUGAAUACAUAGCAACAGAAGACCUAAUCUGUCACCUCCGAAGUGAUCAUACAGUCUUACAGAAGAAACUCCUGCAGCAGGAAAACAAGAACAGGGAGCUAGCAAGAGAAAUGGAAAGCCUCACAAAAGAACUGGAGAGGUACAGACGCUUCAGCAAGAACUUCAGGCCCAGUCUCAACGGAAGGAGAAUUUCUGAUUUGCAAGUUUUUUCCAAAGAAGUCCAGACAGAUCCAUCAGACAAUGAACCACCCGACUACAAAACCCUCAUACCUUUAGAGCGAACAGUCAUAAAUGGGCAGCUGUAUGAAGACAGUGAUAAUGAGGACAAAGACAACAAUGAGGAACAAACAGUGUCUUUCAAAAGCAACUCAUCCAUUACAAAUGCUGUGAACAAAAAAUUAUGGAUCCCUUGGAUGAAGUCCAAAGAGAGCCAUCCUCAAAAUGGAAAGAUUCACACAAAGCAAAAUGGAAACUGUGCACAGACUGGAGACCUAGUGCUAAGCCAUACGCCCGGCCAACCUCUUCACAUAAAAGUAACUCCAGAUCAUGGACAGAACACAGCAACGCUUGAAAUAACUAGUCCUACCACUGAAAGUCCUCACUCCUACACAAGCACAGCAGUUAUACCCAACUGUGGCACUCCAAAGCAAAGAAUAACCAUUAUUCAAAAUGCCUCCUUAACACCUGUAAAAGCAAAAGCUGCAGAAAGUUACACGAGCCCAGAGCAAGUAAUUUCUCCUAUUACUAUGGCUACUUUUACAAGAUCUCAAACUCCCGAAUCAUGUGGUUCUUUAACUCCUGAAAGAACAAUGUCUCCUUUGGCUUUACCAGGCUCAAGUUCUCAGGAACAAAUACUCUGCUCAGAGCCUUUGGAAAAGGGAGCCAAGCACACGAUUUUUAGAGUAUCCCCAGACAGGCAGUCAUCAUGGCAGUUUCAGAGAUCGAACAGUACGGGAUCAAGUGUAAUAACUACUGAGGAUAACAAAAUCCACAUCCAUUUAGGAAGUCCUUAUGUCCAAGCUCUCACCAACUCCAAGCCCAUCACCCCCUGUAAGCCAGUGCAAGACAACAGAACUCCAGGACUAGCUAAUGGCCUACCCAUUAAGCCCACCAAUAAAAUCACCAGCAGUAUUACUAUCACACCAACAGCCACUCCUCUCCCACGGCAAUCACAAAUUACAAUUACUGAUGCGUUCCAUCGUUCAAUUCCAACUCGGAUACCCAAACCAAAGCCUACAAGCACAACCAAAGUACCCGUCAAAAUUCCUGCUGGACAUCUCAACAAACCACUCCAAGACAGCAGUUCUGGAAAGCUACGCAUUAUAAGGACUGUGACUAAAACCUGUCUUCAAAGCGGAGGGAGAAGUGUGUAUUCCAACAGUCUAAAUGGCUCAACUGAUAAUUUGCGGGAAAACUCCUUUCACAUAGGUCUUUCUUUAAGAACUGCCAAAUCCUAAUCCCUAAAUAAAGCAAAGCCUGGUGGUGAUCACAGUGCCAUAGCCAGAACUGCAAUCAUUUUGCUGAAUCAAGGAGAGAUUUUGAUGCAUUCAGUUACCCAUUUUUUUCCCCCUUUUAUUUCACAGCUAAAAGUUUAGGUUAACCACUGAGAUAAUACAACACAUUAGCACUACUACGUGACUAUUUUUGCAAACCCACAACAGAAACCUAUGCCUCCCCCAACAGCUCAAGAAAUUUUACAGGAAUACUAUAAAGAGGAAAAGUUUAAAAAGAUCAGUAUACUGAAAAAUUAUUUCAGCUUGUGUCCUACAAGACACACCAGUGGCAAAAUGACUCUUCCAUAUGAAAAAGAAAAGGCUUCAAAUUUCAUUCACCAAAUCUCCAGGUAACUACAAAGUUCCAAGUUUCCAUCUGAUGUGUUCUCAGAUCUAAAUCUAGAUCAAAGCAGCACAUUAUAUGUUUUGCAACUUGCAGAAUGACUGUAUGUAAACACAAAGAAAAAAAACAGAUUUCAAAAAGAAGUUGUGGAUUUGGCCUGCUCAUCUGAGAGAUCUCCAGUAGAGAAGCUUCAUCAGAAGGGACAGCAACUCAUGGAUGAGCCAAAAGAGAUAUAAACAGAUCUCAGAUCUGAUCAAGCAACAAAACUCCCACUGACUGUACUACAAACAGUUCGCUUCUCAGAAGCUGCAAAUCACAUAUUAAGAAUCGAUGCUAUUUGGCACCCUUCAUUUCCACAGUCUACAGAAAGAAAAGAAAACUUCUGGAAAAAGAAAAUAACUACCACAAUAACACCCUUUGCUUCAGAGCACAAAAAAAGACCCCACAAGUAUUGUCAAAUCACCAUCCAUGGUACCAUAUUAUACUUCUCACCUAUCUGUACUGCUGACAUAGAAGAGUUUCCCUAUCUUUGCUCACAUCUUGGAACCACACAAUUCAUUUCUACCUAUGAGGGACAUGCCCCACAUAGACUGUUACUUAAGGAUCUAAACAAACUGACAAAAGGGGAUACUAUGCUCCUGUGGGAUUAAGGGAGACAAAGAAAGCACAGAAUGAAAGACAAAGAGUGGUAACAUAAAAGGAGGAAACUGGAAGAAUUUCUGGAAAUAGAAGUCCAUUCUUCUCCUGUCAAACUUCUUGAGAGGUAUGGCAUGCUGGCUACAGGCAAGAUACAGACAUUUAUAGCGCUGCGAGAUGUGCUCUUUCUGUUCAUGGAGAGAAGAGAAGUUGAUGUCUUUCACCAGUACUAAACAAACUCCUGAAGUAUUCCUUAUCCUUCCCCUUAUGGUUCUGAAUGCAAUAUAAAAAUCAGAUUCAAGACCAGACAUAGUUGUGACAUGAACCAGAAAAAGGGCGGGAAGGAAGCCCUGCAGUUAAAUGACUUGGCACAUGUGUAAACUAAACAACACUGAAAGCACAUAACCCCCAACCACUCUCUCCACAAACCUCCUCUCAAUGUUAAAGGUUUGCUAAGGAAGUUAUUGGGCAAGAUUCUUUAAUGUGUGUCAUGCAACAGGGUAAACAGACGGCUAAUCCCUUCAGGGGGGGUGUUGUAGUUUUUGUUUCUUUCCAUCUAUAAACUACCUGCAGCAGGGUAAACAUUUAUGUCUCGAAGUGAGAGUAACCACCUUUAAUCUUGAAUAUUGAUUCUAAAAUAAAUUCCCAAACAUGAAGCCAAAAGCAAAUUAAGAACUAAUAUAUCCAUAUACAAGGAUAUAGAUUUUCACACACUUAAGUGAGCCUGAACAUCUCCUAUGCUCCAUCUUAAAAGGAGACUCUUAACUGCAAGUUGCUAAAAUCUAAGACAUUUUAGAGGGCAGAAUUAUUAGGAAGAAGAUUCCAUUGUAUAGGACUUAUUCUAGGGCUAAUCUUAAAGGACUUGGCAAAAGAUCAUUAUUUUAGAAGUACAUUCUGAGUUCUUAUGCUUUGCACCUACAGUUGUGACAGAAAUUUUUUUUUUA
Molecule: messenger RNA, 5162 nt
Organism: Cuculus canorus (common cuckoo)
Lineage: Eukaryota; Metazoa; Chordata; Aves; Cuculiformes; Cuculidae
Gene: FILIP1L
Product: filamin A interacting protein 1 like
Exons: 4
Coding region: 291-3203 (970 amino acids)
Source: RefSeq, a predicted model, not a curated record